Messenger RNA from Chironomus riparius, 1934 nucleotides. NCBI's taxonomy places the organism in Eukaryota, Metazoa, Arthropoda, Insecta, Diptera, Chironomidae. The record is from the annotation of a GenBank genome assembly.
UAAAAUUAAAAUUUCAACUUCAAUCAAGAGCAAGUCAGUACCAAAAAAUGCCGGAUCCGAACGAACAAGACAUCGACCACGUCCAGCAGAAGCUCAACAAAAUAUUCGAGACUCGAUAUGACACUGACAGGGAAAUUGUGGACAGCCUUAAAGACUUAUCGACCUUCUUCACUGACAACACACUUGAUUCCCGCCGGAAUCUCCGUUCACAAAUUGAAAGACGUUCUUUAGAAAUUAACAAAAAAUUCCUAGCUGCAUUCCGAGGUGUAAAAGUGUCGCUGGAUUCUCUGUCAUCGGAAGUUGAUUCCAUGAACAAGUCAGUCACUAAAAUGCGAGAAACUUUACAGCAAACACAGACACAAACUCAUGAAUUGAUUAAUCAGACGAAUGACUUGCAGAUUGAAAGAUCAAAGCUUCAAGUUCAUCAUGAUGUUGCUGUAGCUUUCUUGUCUCACUUCCAACUAUCCCAUGCUGAUCAUCAGAUCCUUUACGGAACCACCAGAGAUGAGAAAAUUUCCCUUGAAUUCUUCCGAGUCCUCGAGCAUGUCCAGUCAAUUCACAAUGAAUGUCGUUCCUUAAUUCAAAAUGGAUUUGAGAGUCUAGCAAUGGACAUAAUGGAGGAAAUGGCAAUGCAUCAAGAAGCAGGGCUAGAAAGACUCUACAGAUGGACACAAUCACAUUGUAGGAACCUCGAUGUAUCCAAUGAACUGACAAAUUUAAUAAUUAUGGCAAUGUCAAAGCUUCAGGACCGUCCAGUUCUCUUUAAGUAUGUGAUUGAUGAAUUUUCAACAAAUCGACGAUCAGUUCUUGUCAAAGUGUUCAUUGAGGCACUGACUAUUGGUGAGCAUGGCAACAAACCAAUCGAAUUUCAUGUCCAUGACUCGAAAAGAUACAUUGCUGACAUCUUUGCAUGGCUGCAUCAAGCAAUCCACAACGAACGUGAAAGUUUAUUAAUCCUCUGCAGGAACUGCGAUAAGAAUGACUUGACUGAAGUCAUUGACGGUGCAUUAGCAAAUAUUGCGGAUGGUGUGGCACAUCCACUUCGUGUUAGGAUUGAUACAGUAUUAAAUACAGUCAAUGACACAAUUGUGCUUUAUUCCAUAGCCAAUCUAGUCAGGUUCUACUACAAUAUUAUUAGAGGAAUGGUCAAGACUGGACAGCUGGAAAAUACCCUUAAUGAAGUCCAGAGAAUAUCUGAGCAGUUCUAUCUAAAUUCAUUAACACAAAAUGUUCGUGACAUCCUGAACACCCAACAGGACCUAAAACAGUCAGACAUGCUGAUUGCACCACCAGCAGUCAAGAGGCUCCUCAAUAUGCUCAAAGAGCUUCUGAAUGUUGCUAAUAUGGUCGAAGGAAGGCAACAGGAUAUCCAAAAAAUUGUUGGUGUUGUCAUUGAUCCGCUUUUGCUGACUGUGACUGAACAGAUUACACAUCUACCAGCUAUAGACAUGGCUGUCUACUUCCUGAAUGUUUUGUAUGAAAUAAUCAGCACACUUGGUGUCUAUGAGUUUAUUGAUGAGCGCAUGGAAAGACUGAAUGGACAGGCUGAUGCACAGAUUGAGACAUUGACGAGUGAGCAGGCAAGCAGCAUUGUUGCUAAUUUGAAUCUUGGACCUAUUUAUACAGUCUUGCAGAGUCCAAUAGAAAGUGACAAUAAGCUUGACAUUCAUCAUUUAAAGAUGUGCAUGAAUAAGCUUGACUCGUUUAUUGAAUGUCCAGAGAUGCUGAUCCUUCCACAGGUCAACUUGCUGCAAAGCACAAAUUAUGCAGGAAUUGUUCAAAAGAGAGCUUUUAGUGUCAUUGCUGCAAUUUAUAAGCAACUUUAUGAGAAGAUUCAUUCUGGAGAAUAUCCAAAUCCUGACCAGUUGUUGAGUAAGAAGCCUGAGGAAGUUCAUGCUAUGCUUGUUGGAAGGUAAACAUAAAAGGAAUUAUUG